UCUUCCUUCCCCCCCCGUUCCGCGAACACCUGUGUAUAGCUUUUUAACUCAUCCACUAUCGACAAACUCGACCCACAUUCAUUUAAUUGCCUGCGCCACGACACUCGACGACGUCUACGACCAUCAUCCUGCGACGCUUCUUGCCGCUAUUUCUACCCCCCCCGUCUCGUCGCUGCUAUUCCCCUGAAACGCAUACACGCGUACCGGCCACGCCUCAGCAUCCUUUCCUCCUGCUAGUACAAUCUAGGCCGAGACCGCCCAUCACCAGGCGUACGGACGCACGAGCCUCUGUCUGAUUGCUCGGUCGAUCAAGAUCUGAUUGCGCACUGGAUCCUUGCCUGCAAUUUUCGGCUCACUCACGACAGCGGCGAUCUUUCUCUAUAAAGUGGGGGGCUAGUACCUCUCUCUUCUAUCUGACAGCAGAUUCCAACUUAUCCACACUCAUUUGUGCCCACGCUCUUUACCACGCGCUCUUCUCCGCCACAUUCCCCUGCACCACACGCUCGGCGCGUACCGUACAGCGCAGACGAUCCUCGCUCACGCCCAAGCAACGAGUGUCAGACGCGUCUUACUAAAAAGACACACAGAGUCAAACUGACAAGGAUGACCAUGUCCGAAAAGCCUCGCCUCCAUCUCGACUUCAACUCGCCUGUUUGCCCAGCGCCUGUUUACUCGCCUCAGACAUUUUCUUCUCCACCGACCUCACCACCGUCUCCCUUCGGGGGUUUCAGCUCUCAGCAAUACAGCCCGCCCUUCAUGCCGUCUAGAAAGUCCUUCUCCGGAGUCGAUUCUGAAAGGGGCGCACCUCUAAGCCCUACGAUGAGCGAGAAGAGUCUGGGAUCACGGAUGCAGUCGUCUCCCAGGAUUUUAAUGGGUGCGAUGGUUAGCGUAUCCCCCCGGCAAAAUAGCGAGGAACUUUCUUUGGAAGUCCCCGGCAUUGUCUUGACCGAACCACCUCAUCUUAACCCGCGUCCUUUCCCUCCACCAAAACAAACCGUCCUCCUGGCUCCUACCUCGCUUCCACUACCCUCACUCGGCUCGUGUUCUUCCAUCUUCCAAGGACACUGCCAACAUUCUUCCAUCUCUACCAAAUCCGCACAUCAAUUCUCUCCCGCUUUCUCGUCCUUCCUCAGCGGUGCAGCCACGCCGUAUCAGCAGCAUCACGGCCGAAGAAACCGGAUGAAGGCCAUGCUGAUGUUAGGUAUAGUCGUUGUAGGAGGUUGGCAUCUUUGGAGCACGCUGAUGUACGAGGGAUGGGGUGGUUUGGUUGAGGAAGCCGUUGAGGCGAUCUAGGAUAAAGUCUAAUAUCAUCUUUAAGACUAUCUCUUUUUCCAUCCUCUUUCGCUUUUCGCUCAACUCUUUUACGGGUUACUGGUUACAACGGAUUAUUUUCCUUGCUUACAAGACGUUUGACCCGUUAUUUCGUUGAUUCCCUUUGUAGUCAACGUGUCAUAUCUCCAACCCCUUUCCCGUUGUCGAAGCUGUUCAAAUCUUGACGCUUGUUGAUGCCUUUGCGUGCUUUCCUGGCUUUGCUCCAUACGUAUGUCUUGACAUUACUAUCUGCUUCCUUACCAUUUAUCAUACUUGUAUACUGUCUUGACAUCUAUGCGCAUUAGCUAUUACGUACUUUAACGACCCUGCGAUGAAAGAUAUAUGGUGU
Molecule: messenger RNA, 1660 nt
Organism: Cryptococcus deneoformans JEC21
Lineage: Eukaryota; Fungi; Basidiomycota; Tremellomycetes; Tremellales; Cryptococcaceae
Exons: 3
Coding region: 604-1293 (229 amino acids)
Source: RefSeq, a predicted model, not a curated record